Molecule: messenger RNA, 2940 nt
Organism: Phyllopteryx taeniolatus (common seadragon)
Lineage: Eukaryota; Metazoa; Chordata; Actinopteri; Syngnathiformes; Syngnathidae
Product: myelin regulatory factor-like protein
Exons: 24
Coding region: 270-2801 (843 amino acids)
Biological process (GO): protein autoprocessing; positive regulation of DNA-templated transcription
Cellular component (GO): nucleus; endoplasmic reticulum membrane
Molecular function (GO): sequence-specific DNA binding; DNA-binding transcription factor activity
Source: RefSeq, a predicted model, not a curated record
GCCACACAGCAUGAAAAGAACCUUCUGACCAUUUCGAAAGGCGGACAUUUCCCAAAGAAACAAGAAGAAGAAAGUCUGUCAGGAUCCAAACAUGGAAGUCCAAAGUCCAUCGCGGUUCGGACCCCGAGAACCAUCGGACUGACUGCCGGACGGCGGGAAGAAUCGGGGCGCGGCCAGCUGACGGAAGCCGCGGCAGCCAUCUUGGACGUAAAGGCAGCUGAAUUGAAACGAUUGGAUGUGCUCCUCCGCAGCGCCACCUGCUGGCCAGCAUGGAGCCCGCGGUUGUGCAUGGCGAGAACGAGGCGCUGCAGCAGUUCUUCAGUGGUCAGGACGUGAGCCAGGUUCUGGACAGUUCCGUUGCCGUGGAUACCAGCAUCCUGGAGCAGUACCUCGGCAGCGACUUCAACGCUUUCGCGCUUCCCGAGUCUCCUCCAGACUCAGACGUCUGCUCGCCCGAGCAGAUCCCAGAUUUCCAUUGGUCCAACCGGCCCACAGUCCCACCGAUGCGCCUCACCGAGCCGACCGCGCGGCUUCCCCGUUUUGGCCGAUCGGAGAGCCGUUCCGGAGCUUCGCCGCCAUCCGACGGGUACGCCGUCACCUGGAUGCCUUCGGGACCGCCCCCCCCGCCCAUCUGCCUGCCGGACUCCGCCUCCUCCUUGCACUCCUGCUCCCCUGACAGAAGCAAAAGGAAACGAAGCGAGUCCCAGGACUCGUCGUCAAGACCGGAUCAACUUGCGCUUGGGGGUGACCCCGACGGCACUCGAGCGGGACCCGUUCCCAGUGGCUCCUUGACGUGGGAGAGCUUCCGUCCGGCGGACUGGAAUGCCAUGCUGGACGCUAACUUGCGCACAAUGUGCCGGCCCGUGUUGGCGGUGGACACAGACAAAGGUUUCAACUUCUCGCCGGCCGACGAUGCUGUCGUGUGCCAGAAGAAGAACCAUUUCCAGGUAACGGUUCACGUGGGCGUGGCCGCGGAGCCCGCGUACGUGACAACGCCGCACGGCAUGCGCCGGCCGGACCGCCUCGACAUCAAUGUGUUUGGCAUCAAGAUGGAAUCUCCCGAGCAGCGCGUGACCAUGGAGCAGUCUCAGGCCGACCGCACCAAGAAGCCUCUGCGGCCUGUCAGGGUCGGCGUAGCAAACGGCGGGAUGAGCAAAGUGACGCUGGGACGCCUCCACUUCAGCGAGACCACCGCCAACAACAUGAGGAAGCGGGGACGGCCCAACCCCGACCAGAGAUAUUUCCAGAUGGUGGUCGGAUUGUACGCCACCUCCGCCAAGGAGGGAGACGAAGUAGAGUCUCCGUCCUACCUCUUGGCCGCCCUCGUGUCCGAGAGACUCAUCGUCAGGGCUUCCAACCCAGGCCAGUUUGAGAUGGACAGCGACCCCCUGUGGCAGCGCGGGGCAGCGCAGGACGCAGUGGCGUGUCACGGCCGGGUGGGCAUCAACACGGACGCCCCCGACGAGGCGCUGGUGGUGUGCGGCAACGCCGCCGUCAUGGGCCGCCUCAUGCGGCCCUCCGACCAGCGCGCCAAGCACAACAUCCGGGAGGUGGACCCUGAGGAGCAGCUGAGGAGGAUCAGACAAAUGCGAUUGGUGGAAUUCGACUACAAACCCGAGUUUGCCUCCAGGAUGGGCAUCGAACACACGCACUGCACAGGUGUGCUGGCUCAGCAAGUCAAGGAGCUCCUCCCUUCGGCCGUCAAGGAGGUCGGAAGGGUCAGCUGUCAUGACGGCCACGAGAUCGACAACUUCCUGUUGGUGGACAAGGAGCAGAUCUUCAUGGAGAACGUGGGCGCCUUGCAGCAGCUCUCCAAGAUGACCGACAGCCUGGAGACUCGCGUGAGCGAGUUGGAGGUGUGGAAGCGACGCCUCGCCAAGCUCAAGAGCCUGACGGGAAGUCUGCGCUCCAUGAGGACGUCGAGGAAAGCGAGCGCCGCGUCGGCGGCGUCGCAGAGUUUCCACGCGAGCCCCGGAGCCUCCGAGGCGGACGGCGACGGUUGCGUGUCGCGGAGAAUGUUCCGGGCCGGCGUCCUCACGCUGUGCCUCGCCGUUGCCGUCUGCAUCGUCACCAUCGGCGCGGUCUACCUGCUCCACUUAACGCAGCGCAAUGUGGACUCGUCGUCCGGCGCCAGUAACAGCAGCGUACUUCCUGCACAGACGACCGCAAGCAGCAGCUCAGCGCCGCCCAUCGCCCCCCCGGGGCCCUGGCCCCCCGACGUGCACUUCUGCCACCUGCUGUACUGCGACACGGUGUACUGCUGCCCGCCGGGCGGCCGCGACGACGACGCCGACUCGUCGCGAGUGAGCCGCGGAGCAGAGAAAAACACGGACGACUUCCUCCAGAAGCUCCAAAGCUCCACAGAUUGGACAAACACGUCCAUCGAGUCCUUCCUGAUCAAAGAGAACCAGCAGGUGAUCGACAGCCGCUACUGCGUGCGAGACGAGUGCGGACCGGACCGGUUCGUCUUCCAAGUCCCCGUCAGUCCGUUCGUCCCGGUCAACAUGCGAGUGACGCUCCUCAUGAAUUCCACCGAGGUGCUGGUGGUGCACCUGUGCGCCUCUCACGAGUCGUCCACGUGCGCCGCCCUGCGCGACAGAAACCUGCUCAGCGCCAGUCGAUAUCCGUCAAACACGCAGGGGCGGCACGAGUGGCCGCUGCACGUGGCUCGCCUCUACCACGGCUCGUACCACUUUCGCUCCACGGUGGCCGGCCAAGCGGACUGCAGUACCGACCAUCACUUCGGGGGGGCGCUGUUCACAGACUACCACUUCUACUUCUACCGCCGCUGCAGCGACUGACGCCACUUAUUGUGUGCGUGCUGAAAGCAUUCACUCACUCGCUCACACGCGUUAUUUCACGCCUCACGUGGCAAUACUCAUCGAAGCCACAACAUUUUCACAUUAGCCGCAAGUCCAUUUUUUUGCCCCUUCAUUUCCA